AUGGCUGAAGUUGGAGCGGAGAAUAAGCGUCGGCUGGAUGCUCUUCGGUCCCUGGUCAAGGAAUGUUCUCAAGAUUCUGCUGCGCGUCAUCUUCUAGUCUUUGUGGUCCUGAUCCAAAUGUUCUUCAUCAUGUCAGGCGGCAAUUCCAUCACGUACUACACUCCGACCAUCUUGAAGCCGAUCGGACUCGCCGAUGAUCAGGCACUCCUAUUCACUACCGUCUAUGGCUUGAUGAAGGUUGUAUCCGUCUUCCUGUACGCAUUUUCCCUGACUGAGCGAUUUGGCAGUCGUCCACUACUUCUGAUCGGAUCGACCAUCAACGUUCUGUGUCUGCUUUACCUCUCCGUGUUCCUCGGUGUCGCCAGCAUCUCUGGCGCGGCAUCUCCUUCUCCAGCGGCCUGGGUCACGAUCGUUGCCAUUUGUAUCUUCGCAAUUGGCAAGGUACCAGACCAUUCUGGAAGAGAGGGUGACGAUGGAGACUUGGUGAAAGCGGCGUGA
Molecule: messenger RNA, 498 nt
Organism: Aspergillus nidulans FGSC A4
Lineage: Eukaryota; Fungi; Ascomycota; Eurotiomycetes; Eurotiales; Aspergillaceae
Exons: 2
Coding region: 1-498 (165 amino acids)
Biological process (GO): transmembrane transport
Cellular component (GO): membrane
Molecular function (GO): transmembrane transporter activity
Source: RefSeq, a predicted model, not a curated record